Seriola dumerili (greater amberjack) is the source of this 3268-nucleotide messenger RNA. It is a transcript of the gene dolk, whose product is annotated as dolichol kinase. Bases 246 to 1817 code for a protein of 523 amino acids. The record is from RefSeq and is a predicted model, not a curated record. Gene Ontology annotation, molecular function: dolichol kinase activity. Gene Ontology annotation, cellular component: endoplasmic reticulum membrane. The transcript has 2 exons. Gene Ontology annotation, biological process: dolichyl monophosphate biosynthetic process. NCBI's taxonomy places the organism in Eukaryota, Metazoa, Chordata, Actinopteri, Carangiformes, Carangidae.
GUCAAAUAUGGCCCCGUCCUACUGGGUGUGAGAGGAGCGACAGCUGACAAGGGAAGAAAUCUGUCAUAUCGCCGUAUACUUUCGUCUAGAUAACACCGCUCUUAUGUGACAUCCUCAGCAAGUGAAAAGUGCCUGCCAAAUGAUGAAGUGUGCCAGAGAGAGGAACUGACAGAAGAAGGCCUUCAUUGUUGCAGACCAUCUGUUCAGAUCAACCUCCCCUCCCUGCAAGCCCUCCACCUGCAGCCAUGCAGAUCAACCCAGUGCACGUGGAGUCCACUGUAGUUUUGGCUGUGGUGCUGUGUGUCCACAUGGCAGUCUGGAACCAGCACUCCUGGUGCAGCAUAGCCCUCGUCAUCCAGGCUUUCUACGUACAGCACAAAUGGGACCGUCUGCUCAGGUCAGGGGGUGCUGUGUUCCAGUUUCGUCCUGCAGCAAAUAGUGGCAUUGUCCCGGCCUCCAUGGUGAUGCCCUUGCUUGGUCUGGCACUGAGAGAGAAGUGCUCUGCCUCAGGGAAUGUCUACUUUGAGCGCUUCUCCAUGGUUAUCACCAUAACAGGCAUGAUGCUGGCUCUGUUUCUCUCUCUUAUUGCGCUCGGCAUCACAAGACCCGUGCCUACAAACACUUGUGUGAUUGCAGGCAUGGCCGGCAGUGCAAUUCUCUACACAACAAAACAGACACUGACGGUGUCUGAGGUCAUCGAGGUUUUAGAGGUACUUUUGAUCUUCGUCUAUCUCAGCCUGAUUGUACUUUAUCUGCUGCCACGCUGCUUCACACCUGGAGAGGCGCUCCUCAUCGUCGGUGGAAUCAGUUUCAUCGUCAACCAGCUCAUCAAGCGCUCCCUGAACCUGGCAGAGGUCAAAGGGGAUCCAGUGAACUAUUUCCUGCCGGUGGUAGUGGUGGGCUCACUGUUGCUGGGCGUUUUCUUCGCACUGCUUUUCUGUUUCAUGGAGUCAGAGACCUGGGUGUCAUCGCUCUUCUUUCACAUGAUGACAGCCGUUCUGGGUCUGGGAAUCCUCAUGCCGUGGCUCUCCCUGUUCAUCGGCCGGCACCCCAUCAUGUGGUUGCUGGACUUUCUCACGUUAAAUGAUAGAAGACUCUGUCUGUUGGGAUACUGGGUGUUUCUGGCUGUUGUGGCCACCUGUGUUGUGUUACACCAGAACUACCAGCGCCAGUCAGGGUCCAAGAAGCACCAGGCCUCGACUAUUGUCAGGAAGUACUUCCAUCUGAUUGUAGUGGCCACAUAUGUCCCAGGGCUGAUAUAUGAUAGACAGCUGCUUCAUGUGGCAUCUGUGGGUUGCUUGGCAGUGUUCUUGUUCCUGGAGUACGUGCGUUACUUUCGGAUCAGGCCGCUGGGUCAGCUGCUCAGGCAGCUGCUCACCCUGUUCCUGGAUGAACGGGACUCUGGGCCUCUCAUCCUGACCCACAUCUACCUGCUGCUGGGCAUGUCUCUGCCCAUAUGGCUAUUCCCUGGGCCUUGCGCCCCUAAGGGCAUACUUCCAGGUGCGGGUGGCCUGGUGCCUUAUGCAGGUGUGCUGGCUGUGGGGGUUGGAGACACUGUUGCGUCUGUGUUUGGCAGCACCAUGGGGGAGAUCCGUUGGCCUGGCACCAAGAAAACCAUGGAGGGGACUGCAACAUCUGUGUUUGCUCAGAUCAUAGCUGUGGCCAUGUUUCUCAUCUUUGAUGGGAGCAUCAAUCUGAACUCCACCUACUCGUGGAUUGUUGGCUCCAUCACCCUGGUGGCCAUGUUGGAGGCCUACACCUCCCAAAUAGACAACCUCUUUCUCCCUCUCUACCUCUUCAUCCUGCUGUUGCUUUGAAUGGACAGAUGGCCCAAACAAAAACAGCUCCCUCCCCCGUCCUCAACCCUUUCUGGGGGAAGCAAGAAUGUUGAAUUUGAAAAAGAAAUGUAUAAGAAAUACAAAAAAUGUGACAAUGUAAGUAAUAAGUCCCUUUGAUAUCAGUGGACUCAAAAACGGGAGUCGUUUUUACUAGCACAAGAAAGAAAUGGUAAAAAGCUGGGUAAUUCUUACGUUAGCAAACCAAUGUGGCACUAGUCCUCACUGUAUUUGGCAGCAGACAUGAUGUUAGCAUGACAUGUAAGUCUGCUGUCUUCAGAUCAAGAGUCAUUUCAGUAUCAGUUGCUUUGAGGAGUGAGACGAUCAUUUCAGAACAAGUUAGGAAGAAAUGUGAGGAAGAGUUGCUAAAUAUUCUUUGGGCUAAGUGACAGCAGAGGUGUAUGGUUUCUUGGCAUGUCACCAUCACGUCCCUGAGCUACUCAACAAUAACAACCCCUGAAUUAUGCAAGACAAGAUUCAGUUUAAUAAAUUGGAAAAAUGUCCUUUUUAAACAUGUAUUGAAUUCUGGACAUUGCAGACGCUGCUAAAAGGCACAUUUUGAUCAUCAAAGAGGAGGCUUUCCUAUCUUGUCCCUUUCUUGCAGAUGGAUACACGCCUUUGUAUUGCCUUUGAAGAACAUUAUUUAAAGUUAGCUUGUUGAUAUAUCUUUUUCUUAAUCGACUUUUUUUCUUUAUUAAAAUAUUGUUUUGCCUCCCUGAUGGCAAUAUGAGGACUUACUGCUGAAAACAUUUGCCUUAAGAAGUAUAUUUUCUAUCACACAUAACCUACUAUUGUAGAUGCUAUAGAUUAAAGCAUGGCAGCCCCUCUCAACUCUUCCUUAUAAGGGCUGGUUUAUACUUCGAUAUGGCAGAAACUCACUAUGCUCCCGCAUGACACAAAUGUGAAAUCAGUACUGUAACAUGUACACAGGUAUACUACAGUGUAUUUUUGUUUGGUAAAUUUACUUUGCUUAAUCUUUCUGUGGUUUGAUGGGACCCCCUUAGAGAUAAACUUAAUAUAUACAUACAUUUCCUUGUGAUACUGAGCCUUCAUACACUGCAUAUUUUUGGACUCUGUAGAUAUGCUUUGGGCCAAACUGAUCAACACAGGCCCUUCCUUUUUAGCUACUUUUUUUAGCAUUAAUGAAUCCAAAUGAUUAUGUGAUAUUUGCUUUAUAGAAAUAUCCUCAGAUGUCAUCAGGUUUGAUCUCAUCACUCUGAGAUGAGGAUGCUACAGUUCAUCACCUGAAACUUGUUUAACUUGGGUUCAUGUUCAUCUGUAAAAGUUCUUUGGUGUUUUUUAUGUUGUGAUGACAGUUUAUUAGCAUGAUCCGACUAUGUAUGUUGUUUUUGCCAUCAUCCUUACAUUUUUCAAAAUGUAAUAUUGCAUGUUGAGUGCAUCCGAGGAGAAAGAUAAAAUUGAUUAUGCCUCCA